CGCCCCCUCGCGCGCCUCCGCCGCUCGGGGCGCGGCUCCGCGGCCCGCGCGCUCCUGGGCGGGGGAUGUUGUGAUGGAGAAGCCGCCGCGGAGCCAGAGCCCCGCAGCCUGAGCCGCCUCCGCCGCCUGGGCCUGGGGCCUCGCCGCGCAGGAUCUGCCAAGGCCAUGUCUGUUCCGUCAUCGCUGAGCCAGUCGGCCAUUAAUGCCAACAGCCAUGGAGGCCCUGCACUGAGCCUGCCCCUACACACUGCCCACAACCAGCUGCUCAACGCCAAGCUGCAGGCCACGGCUGUGGGACCUAAGGACCUGCGCAGUGCCAUGGGGGAGGGUGGGGGUUCUGAGCCAGGCCCUGCCAAUGCCAAGUGGCUAAAGGAGGGCCAGAACCAGCUCCGGCGGGCUGCCACAGCCCACCGCGACCAGAACCGCAACGUGACAUUGACCCUGGCAGAGGAGCCCAGCCAGGAGCCUGAGAUGGCACCCUUGGGCCCCAAAGGCCUGAUGCAUCUGUACUCUGAGUUGGAGCUCUCAGCCCACAAUGCAGCGAACCGAGGGCUCCGAGGACCUGGCCUGAUCAUCAGCACCCAAGAGCCAGGGCCAGAUGAGGGAGAGGAGAAGGCAGCAGGGGAGGCUGAAGAGGAUGAUGAGGAAGAGGACGAGGAGGAGGACUUGUCUUCUCCUCCAGGGCUACCCGAGCCCCUGGAGAGUGUGGAGGCUCCUCCUGGGCCCCAGGCCUUUGCCGAUGGUCCACGGGAGCACAGCAAGAGUGCCAGCCUCCUGUUCGGCAUGCGAAACAGUGCAGCCAGUGACGAGGACUCAAGCUGGGCUACCUUAUCACAGGGCAGCCCCUCCUAUGGCUCCCCGGAGGACACAGAUUCUUUCUGGAACCCCAACGCCUUCGAGACGGAUUCCGACCUGCCGGCUGGAUGGAUGAGGGUCCAGGACACCUCAGGGACCUACUACUGGCACAUUCCGACGGGGACCACCCAGUGGGAGCCCCCAGGCCGAGCCUCCCCAUCAGAGGGGAGCAGCCCCCGAGAGGAGUCUCAGCUCACCUGGACAGGCUUUGCCCACAGAGAAGGCUUUGAGGAUGGAGAGUUUUGGAAGGAUGAACCCAGUGAAGAGGCCCCCAUGGAUUUGGUACUAAAAGAUCCUGGGGAGGGAACAUUGCCCUUUCCAGCUCAGAGCCUCAGCCCAGAGCCAUUACCCCAAGAGGAGGAGAAGCUGUCCCCACGGAAUACCAACCCAGGGAUCAAGUGUUUCGCCGUGCGCUCUUUAGGCUGGGUGGAAAUGACCGAGGAGGAGCUGGCCCCUGGACGCAGCAGUGUAGCAGUCAACAAUUGCAUCCGUCAGCUCUCAUACCACAAAAAUAAUCUGCACGACCCCAUGUCUGGGGGCUGGGGGGAGGGAAAGGACCUGCUGCUACAGCUGGAGGACGAGACACUAAAGCUGGUGGAGCCAAAGAGUCAGGCACUGCUGCACGCCCAGCCCAUCGUCAGCAUCCGCGUGUGGGGCGUCGGGCGGGACAGCGGAAGAGAGAGGGACUUUGCCUACGUUGCUCGUGAUAAGCUGACCCAGAUGCUCAAGUGCCACGUGUUUCGCUGUGAGGCACCUGCCAAGAACAUCGCCACCAGCCUGCAUGAGAUCUGCUCUAAGAUCAUGGCUGAACGGCGCAAUGCUCGCUGCUUGGUAAAUGGACUCUCCCUGGACCAUUCUAAACUGGUGGAUGUCCCUUUCCAAGUGGAAUUCCCAGCACCUAAGAAUGAAUUGGUUCAAAAGUUCCAAGUCUAUUACCUGGGAAAUGUGCCUGUCGCUAAACCUGUGGGGGUAGACGUGAUUAAUGGAGCCCUGGAGUCAGUCCUGUCCUCCAGCAGCCGUGAGCAGUGGACUCCAAGUCAUGUCAGUGUAGCCCCUGCUACCCUCACCAUCUUGCACCAGCAGACGGAGGCAGUGCUGGGGGAGUGUCGGGUGCGCUUCCUCUCCUUCCUGGCUGUGGGCAGAGACGUCCACACGUUUGCAUUCAUCAUGGCUGCCGGCCCAGCCUCUUUCUGCUGCCACAUGUUCUGGUGUGAGCCCAACGCUGCCAGCCUUUCAGAAGCUGUGCAGGCUGCGUGCAUGCUCCGCUACCAGAAGUGUCUGGAUGCCCGUUCCCAGGCCUCCACCUCCUGCCUCCCAGCACCCCCUGCUGAGUCCGUUGCCAGGCGUGUAGGGUGGACAGUCCGCAGAGGUGUUCAGUCAUUGUGGGGCUCCCUUAAGCCCAAACGCCUGGGGGCCCACACCCCCUGAAGCCCCCAGUCCUCCCUCCACCUGCUUGCAUUGGGCCCCAGAGAAUUUGAGCGUAUGGGCCAGGGAGGGGCCCCAGAGGCUGUUCCUAGGUCUUGUCCCUAAAAACAGCCCCCUCCCCCCAUUGGCUGGGUUCCCUGCCUAGGGGCUGGGGAGGGAGAGAUCUGAUCACUGCAAGGAAGUGACAACACUGGAUUGAUGACAAGAGGGGCAGGAAGCAAGGCCAGCCCUGGGCUUGCCAUCCCGUUUCAGGUGGAGUAGGAGGGACUGACCCAGCCGGGGCAGGAGGAGGGGACUGGUCCAGGAAUGAGUCCCCUCCCCCCUGCUCUGGGGGCACCUCCGCUGUACUGAUGUCACUAAUAAAGUCUGUCACCCUGCUGA
This is a messenger RNA of Choloepus didactylus (southern two-toed sloth), 2661 nucleotides long. RefSeq names its product amyloid beta precursor protein binding family B member 1 (gene APBB1). Gene Ontology annotation, biological process: regulation of DNA-templated transcription. Gene Ontology annotation, cellular component: cytoplasm; nucleus. The record is from RefSeq and is a predicted model, not a curated record. NCBI's taxonomy places the organism in Eukaryota, Metazoa, Chordata, Mammalia, Pilosa, Megalonychidae. The transcript has 15 exons. Gene Ontology annotation, molecular function: transcription factor binding; amyloid-beta binding. Bases 166 to 2283 code for a protein of 705 amino acids.